AUGUCUGCUAUUGCUGCUCUUAGGACCGCAAGUCGCGUCGGACCUGCUCGCCUUGUUGCGGGAAUGCGGGUUUCACUCGCUUCUUCCGUGACGAGACCAGCAAUGAGGCUUGGUGCACUGAACCUCGCGAGACCUGCUGGCCUGCGAGCGUUCUCUGCCACCUCUGGACGAUUUGGGAGUGGAACGACCGACAUUUCCUUGUCACAAAAGCUGCAGGAGGAGCUCAAGUACGAGCAGGAGGCCAUUGCUGAAACUCCCGAAACACCCGAGUUUCUGAAGGCCUUUCUGGAGCAGGGUGUUUGGUCGAUUGAGGACACAAGAGGGAACGAUGAGGUUGCCUUGACCCGCAAAUUCGGUGAUGAGAACAUCCGCAUCAUGUUCUCAAUUGCCGACAUUCAAGUCGAGGAUGAGUUUGAGGGCGACAGCGCUGAGGCCGAGGCCGAGGCUGAGGGUGAAAAUGACCUCAACAUCUACCCUAUUCGCGCUUCUCUUUCUAUCACAAAGUCGACCGGUCCAGGCGCUCUAAAUGUCGAUAUGACCUGCCAAGAUGGUCACUUUGCGAUCGAGAACAUCUCGUUCUACGAAGACACGAAGCUUGGCACUGAACUCACUGCCGAGGCUGAUUGGAAGCGUCGGGGACUGUAUAUUGGUCCUCAGUUCGACACCCUCGACAUCGGCGUCCAGGAUGAGUUCGAGAAGUACCUCCAGGAGCGUGGUGUGAACGAGUCGGUCGCGGCAUUCAUUCCUGAGUACGCAACAUAUAAGGAGCAACAAGAAUACGUCAAAUGGUUGGGCAAAGUUAAGAACUUCAUCGACCUUUAA
Messenger RNA from Cyclocybe aegerita, 822 nucleotides. Lineage: Eukaryota; Fungi; Basidiomycota; Agaricomycetes; Agaricales; Hemipholiotaceae. The record is from the annotation of a GenBank genome assembly.